AUGAAACCCUUCAGCCCCAUCCUCUUCCUCACCAUCUUCCUCCUCCUUGAGCUGGGUUCCAAGGCUGCCCCCUCGGUCUCACCGACUGUGGGUGCCUACUUCCCAGGGAUGGAGCACCCCUCUGAAACCUUCCUUCAUUCUUCUGAAAAUUCCACUCACGAUCACCCUUCCCCAGAACCCCCUGGGAUUGCUUCUCCUGAGCCCUCGGAGACCCCUUCUGCGUUUUCCCCUGAGCCCUCUCCCCAUGAAUUCUCUGAGACUCCCAACCCUGACCUUCGAGAACCCCCACACCCAGAAUCUCUUGAGAUCUCCAAAUCUAACUCACUCAACACCUCAGUAUCAGAACCCCUGGAGAAUCCCCAAAGUAACUCCUCCCAAGUGACCCAUCCAGAACCUUCUGAGACCCCCAUACCUGAUCCCACUGAAAUUCCACACCCACAAUCCCCUGAGACCCCCAAAUCUAAUUGCUGCAAAACCUCACACCCAGAAUUUCCUGGGACCCCGAAUCCUAACCCUUCCCAAACUCCACACCAAGAAUUCCUAGGGAUUCCCAAACUUAAUCCCACUGAAAUCUCAAAUACAGAGGCCCCUGAUCCUGACCCCACCAAAACCUUUCACCCUAAAACUUCUGAACCCCAUGACCCCAACACCACUGAAAUCCCUACCUCUGAAUUCCCUCAGACUCUCACCCCUGACCCUGCCAAUACCCCCUUCCCAGAAUCUCAUGGAACCCACAGCUCGGGCACCACUGAAAUCCCCCACCCAAAAUUCCCCACAACCCACUACCAAACUACGACAGAGAUCCCCAAGGGGUCUGACCCUGAAAUUCCCACCAGUCUUCUCCCAGAAACGCCUGCACCAUUCAAGGGCCAAGUUCCUGCCCUAAAUGAGGUGUCCCUAAAUAUCGAACCAGAAACACAUGUAGCCACCCAGCCCAGCUCCCUUAAACUGACCUCAGAUUUUCCCGGGACCAUUGUGCCCAAGACCUCCCCGCACUCUAGCCCUAAAGGGCCAGAUGUCCCUCCUCCCUCCUCCCGGAUUGCGGACGCCCCUGCUUCCCCGGAACCCCCCAGUCAGCCAGCCUCUGCCACUCUGCGCGCCCCCCAGCGGCACAACGGAGGUGAGAGAGUCAACGCUAUCAUCCUGGUGGAACGCGUGGAGGAGACCGGCGUGACCCUGGUGGGGCGCCCCCGUGGCGCAGGGGGCGGGGCCCUGUGCUUCUUCUUCGCGGGGACCGGGCUGCUGAUCUGCGUGUUCCUGCUGCUGUGGUGUCUCUACCGCCGGGGGGCUCGGCAGCGGCCCUUCUCACAUCACCGGCUUCCAAACGACGGAGAUGAGCCGGUUAUGCAUUUGGACACUCCGAAGGAACCCUACAAUCUCUACUUUUAUGCACCGGAUGCUUGGGUCCCUUCCCACAUCGCCACCAAGCAGCCGCCGCCCACUCCUCCGCUGCCGCCCAAGCUGCCCCCGCCGCCCCGCGGGGGGCGCUCCCAGCGCCUGGAGCCACUCUCCCCCGCCACGCUCCCCAAUAAUUUUGCGUGAGCCCCGCUCCGUCCCGCCAGACCCGCGGGGUUCCCGGACGGAGGAAGGGCCCACAGAUCCUAUGCUCCCGGCACGCUUUGCUACAUAGUGGUACUCUCGGAUAGAGUCCAGCACAGAGAUGCUUUCGCUGUGACCGGACGAUGCCGGCUGAGGCCAAAUAAAUCACGUGU
This is a messenger RNA of Artibeus jamaicensis (Jamaican fruit-eating bat), 1712 nucleotides long. RefSeq names its product golgi associated olfactory signaling regulator (gene GFY). The transcript has 3 exons. The record is from RefSeq and is a predicted model, not a curated record. Lineage: Eukaryota; Metazoa; Chordata; Mammalia; Chiroptera; Phyllostomidae. The coding region runs from base 1 to 1542 and encodes 513 amino acids.